AAGCCUCUGUCUGAUGCAGAGGGAUUUCCAAAACGUCUGUCACGUUUGGAAUAAAAAUAUUUUGCCAUAAUUAUGCGAACUAUACGUCAAUGUUACUGCAUGCAAGACUGUCCUGUCUGUAAUUUAAUGCUGUGAAAUAUGCGAACUAGGUCGGAAGCUAGAAUACCCACGAAAUCUACGAAAGUAAAACUUAUCUCCUCUAAAAAGAACCUGCAGCAACUUCAAAAUUCAAGCCCAUCUCCAAGACAUCUGAAGCAACCACAGUCAGCUAAAAGUGAAACAACUACAUCACCAGCUGUACAGCAUGAGACUGGAGUGAGAAAUGUGAAGUUAAUGUCACCAAGGAGUAGAAAUAUAGCACAGACCCCUGGUAGAGAUGAUGUCCUGUGUUCACAGCAUUUUGAUUCACAGAUGGUGGUUGGCUGGGAUUGUAAUUCCCCUGAUACUCUGAGAGGAAUAAAGAGGAUUUCAGGUCCAGAUCAUGAUGAUGUUUCAGACCUUGUGAUGAGAUUGAUCGGCCAGGAAACAGAUGAUGAAGUAUUUACUAAGCAUAGUACUCCACCAUUGUUGGGUGUGUGGAAGGAAGAUAGUGAGGACAAGCUUCUUGAUGACAAGACUGUUGUAGCACAACGGCUGAGACGUAACAGAGGGAGGCAGAGAAGAAAGAGUGGCAAAGAGUCGGCAGUGUCAAAAGAGCUACUGAGUAAACUUUCUCUUGCUCUAGAUAAAUGUGCAGAAGUAGAUGAAGGAGAAGAGAAGAGAGAUGGUGAUGAUGAAUUGUUUCUUCUUGAGGAAGAGGAGUCAACUAAACAACAUAACUGUUCAGAUGAUUUAUUUAAUAGUGAAAGUAAUGAUGUUGAAGUAAAAACAACUCGAAGCUCAUCAAGACAUUUAGAACAGAAAAACACCAAAGUGGAAAUAAAAAAUAAAAGUGAGGAGGACAGAAAUAGCUGUGCUAGAUCUAAUAACAGUAGUAGUAAAAGUAAAGAUCAAGCUUUAGAUUCAAAAACAUGUGAAAAUGCAGAAUCCUGUGAUACUAUAGAUAAUCAAACAGAUAAAAAGACAGAAGAUGCUGAAGAAGACUGGAGUGAUGAUGAAUUAUUCGAGGAAGAUUCAUUUAUUGUUAAGGCAACACAAGUGUCAACUGAAGUGAAGAAAUUUGUUUCACCAGUGUUUGGCAUGAAGAGGAAAAGUUCAGUUGAAGGUGGACUUCCUAAAAGCAAGUGUUCAAGGUAUUCAUUCCAACUUGGUGCUGAUGAUGGAAAAGACAAUCAGAAAGACUCGGCAACUGAGAAAUUUACUUAUUUACAAAGUAAAAAGACAGAAAGUGGUUGUUCUAGUCACAGCAGAGGAAAUGUAAAUUCAGUUUCCAAACCUUGUGCUCAUAAUUCUAUGGUUACAAAAAGUGAUAAUAGAAAACCAGCUGUUUAUCAGUCUGUACUUUCCAGUAGAGCAUCUUGCUCUAAUAUGAAACCUAACACAGGUGUUCAGGUGUUCAGUAGUUGUGCAAAUCCCAUGCCAAUUAAUGGUGCUAAUAAUAAUCAAAAUAUGCCUUUGACUAGGCAAAGAACUUGCACAAGUUCAAAUUAUGUAAACAGUAAUUGCAGGGUUCCUAUUGUUUCUAAACCUACAAACACGCAGACUUCCAGUACAUUUACAAACCUUACUUUCAAGAAACACAAUAGUUUUUCUGGGACUGGAUCUCAGAAUUUAGUUUCAUCUCGAAGACGUUCUGUAUCAGGAGAUAAGCAGGCUGAACUGGGAACAGGUGUGAAAAACUUCUAUGGAGGCACUACUGGCUGUAAUCCAGUAAAGAACGUUACAGUUAGAACAAAUCCAAGUGUCUCUACGGCAUGCAUGACCAGAAACAUAGUGAAGAACAGUGUAGCUAACACAGUUUCCCCUGUCUGUAACACCAGUGUGACCAGUCACCCUAUGAAGAACAGUACAGCUAGAACAUACCUAACUGUCUGUAGUAACACCAGUGUGACCAGUCACCCUAUGAAGAACAGUACAGCUAGAACAUACCCAACUGUCAGUAGUAACACCAGUGUGAUUAGUCACCCUACAAAGAACAGUACAGCUAGAACAUAUCCAACUGUCUGUAGUAACACCAGUGUGAUUAGUCACCCUAUAAAGAACAGUACAGCUAAAACAUACCCAACUGUCUGUAGUAACACCAGUGUGAUUAGUCACCCUACAAAGAACAGUACAGCUAGAACAUACCCAACUGUCUGUCAUACAAGAAUGACCUGUCAACCUAUUAAGAACAGUACAACUAGAACAUACCAAUCUGUCUGUAACACCACUGUGAACAGUAACAAAUCUUCAGUCCCCUUUUCAGACAGUAGGUCACAUGCUGCAGAAACACCAAAGCUGGAAAGGAAACAGCCAAGUGUUGGAGGUUUUGAUACCAGUUUAAGUGAUGACCUGUUGUGUCAGCUAGCUGAACCAGAUGAAAUACUGGACAGUCAAUGUGACGUUACUCUUACAGUUAAACCAGUGACACAUGUGCCAUCCACAAGUUCUUAUAAGUUUGUAGACUAUAAACAUCCAGCAAAACAAUAUACAUUUAAGCAAAGUCAAAAGAAAUCUAUUUCACCAGAAGGGAAUAAACAGUGUAACAAAUUAAAGGAAACAGUUACACCUGCGCCUGGAAUUCAUGUCAACAGAAAAGAACCAAGAACUGUACUAGAAGAAUAUUCUGAAGAUUUGUUUGCGAGUGAUGACGAUGAUGAUAUGUUGCUAGCAGAUGAUGAUGGCCUCACAGAACCACAGAUACUUGCAAUGUUGGACGAAGUAGAAAUGUUGGCAACACAACAGCAUAACAGUCAAAGAAGUAAUCAGAACUUGUCUAAUUUUAUUGGAGGCAAGGGCCAAAAUGUUAGCAAAACUCCUAUAUCAAACCAUGUACAAGACUUUAAAACCAGUCAGAGACAAUCGGUCAAGAAAUAUGAGACCUCAGAUCAUGGAACAGACCUAGAUCAUAGAGUAGACCUUGCAGGGAGUCAAGGUCAGCUGGUAGGGAGUCAAGGUCAGCUAGCAGGUAGCCAAGGUCAGUUGGCAGGAAGCCAGGGUCAACAUGCAGGUAGCCAAGGUCACAGCAGUAGUCAGUCAAAGUAUUCGCCAGCAGAAAUUGAAAGAAAGAAACAGGAAGCCAUGGAACGGAGAAAACUGAAACUUAAAAAAGUUUAGGAGCUUAAAGUUGCAUUAGAUAUGCUAACCAAUCAUGAAUUAUUGAAGAUACAUACUUAGCAAAUAGAUUUAUACUUUGGUUAUAGACAUUAAGCUGUGAAAUGUUGUGUUGAAUGCUUAACAAAAUUAUUAGGAUUUACUGCAUUUGAAAUGAAUUAUGGAUAAUUAUUUAUUGUCCCAAUACAGGUUUAUCUUUUUGUGUUUUUGCAUCUGACUAUUUGUGUUAUUGAAAAUCAAAUCUGUUUGCAGCAAGAAUAGAAAAACUUCAGUUAGCAUUUUUAAUGAACAGUAUUCUUUGAGAUGUAAGAUGCAAAACUUGUUAUUUGUUGCACAACACUUUAUGGUUAUGUAUUAUUUUUAUAAAGUAAAAUGCAUGUGCAAGGCUCUUUAAGAUUUUGAAAAUUAAGUUACAUUAACCCCAGUAGAUAGCAACAUUGUAGAAUAUGUCUGUGUCUCAAAGGGCAAAUAUUCCAAAUGGUACUUACAUUUCACCAUUAUAUUUUAUGCCCCCUGCUGUGAAAAAUGGUGGAGAUUGUGAGCAUAUUAUAGUAUGUCCGAGUAAAUAUACCCUGUAUAUGUAUCUGUUCAUGUGUGCAUGCACACAUAUAUUUAUUUGUGCACAGAACUGACUUACUUGUAAUUUUUUUUUGCAUCGUCUAAUUUGCAAUAACUUGGCAAAAUAAACAACCUAUCAAGGCAGUGUAUCAUAUUUAAGGCCAGAAUUCAUAGCUCAAAGGUCAAGGUCACUCUUGAGACAGAAUAUUUAAGGUAAUUUUAUAGUCUCUAAAACAUCUUCAUGCCUGCUUGGAUAUUCAAGUAACUUGGCAAAAACUGUCAUCAGAACAAGAGGGCUUGUUCCCUUCAAUCUUAAAAGUUAAUAUCACUGAGGUGAAAGAUAACUGAUCUUUCUUGUCUCUAUAACUUCUUCAUGCAUGUGCGGAUAUUAAAAAUCUUGGCACAAAAAUCAUCACAAUAACAGAUGCUUCUCUUACAAGACCCAUACCUCUACUUUAAAGGUCAGGUCAAACUUAAAGGUCAGAAAACUUUUGUAGGAAUAAAUGGGUAUUCAAACAACUUGGCAUAGACAUUUGUCUUAACUAGACAAUGUGUAGCUUGUAAGCUAUGUGGUCAAGGAUACCCUUGGUGAACUUGAAUGAAUGAAUGGUUACUCGUAUAAAUGUACACAAAUUUUCACCAUAAUUAGGUGAGGCGUUGCAUGUGAGAUUUCAAAGGUCAAUGUCAUUUGAAUUUUUUUUCUGGUCUAUAGCAUUUUUAUUUUUGUAUAAUUAGAUGAAUAUUUUAAGUAACUUGGCAUAAAUAUUUAUCAUAAUGAGACAGUAAGUCAAAUGUAAGGAUUGAACCUAUAGCUGAAAGGUCAAGUUCACACUUAACCAGUCAAAGAUUCUAAUCUAGUCUGAAGUUUUAUUUACAUAGAAGGAUAUUCAAGUAAUUUUCCAUAACAAAACAAUAGAAAACAUAAUCAUUUAAUAGUGGAAUAGUUAUUUAAUGGUCAGUUUUCAUUUUAUGCCCCCGGGUAUAUAGCUAAUGAAUGACCCAAUUUAAUUCAUACUCCCACUCAAGAAACCUUGUGGCAAGAUCCACAAAGUAACCUAGAUAUAAAUUACAUUGACCCUCAUAUGACCUUCACCUUCAAACAUAAUAUAUUUGGCUCUACAGCCGACAUAAAUGUUUCGCUUGGGAAACCUUGUGGCAAGACAUACAAACUGACCUAUAUAUGUAUAUAGAUUACCUUGACUUUCAUCUGUCUGUAGGAACCAGAUUGCUUACAGUCCACUUAAAUGUCAUACUUGCACUGAACAAUCCUUGUGGCAAGAUCUACAAACUGACCUAUAUAUAAAUGACCUUGACUCAUGACCUUCACCUUCAAACUUAAAACCUUAAUAAACAACAUUUUUGGUCCUACAGUCCACAUAAACUUAGAUCAUAUUCACACUCAACAAAUCCUGUGGCAAAACCUACAAACUGACCUGUAUAUAUCUAUAGAUGACCUUGACCAUCAAUAUGAUGAUCUUCACCUUUAAACUUGUUCAGUCACAUGUUCUGUUGUCAAAGUGCCAUUACUCACUGGACUCGCAUUUCUGUGUCCUAACCACAUAGUGGAGGUAUCCGUGUUGAUAGUCAGUGUUCUAUGGACACCUUUAUAGUUAAAGUAAGAAAUGUUAUUUGGUAAAUAUUAUUCAGUUUUUGUUAUUUGUUAUAAAUAUGGUGUAAGUAUAUAGUUAAUGGAAGAUUACUCCUGAAGGAAAUAUAAGAAAGCUAGAAAUUUUGGGAUUUGUUUUUACAGUUAAGACAAGUAAAUGGAUGGGAACAAAAAGAUUUUCUGUUUCUGCUUUUGUUUUUAGCUCACCUGAGCCAAAGGUUCAUGGUGAGCUUUUGUGACUGCUCAACGUGCGUUGUCCGUCUGUCAGCAUUUUCAAAAAAAAAAUCUUCUUGAAAAGCACUGGAUAGAAUUACAUCAAACUUCACAGUAAUGACCUUUGGGUGGUUCUUUGCAAAAUUGUUCAAAGAAUUAAAUUCCAUGCAGAACUCUGGUUGCCAUGGCAACGGAAAGGAAAAACUUUAAAAAUCUUCUUGUCCAAAACCGGAAGGCGUAGAGUAGAGCCUUGAUAUUUGGCAUGUGACAUCAUCUUAUGGUCCUCUAUGAAGAUUGUUCAAAUAAUGCCCCUGGUGUGAAAAGAGACCCCGCCUCGGGAGGUCCCAAGUUUUACAUAGACUUAUAUAAGAAAAAACUUUAAAAAUCUUCUGGUCUAAAACCACAAGACCCAGGCCUUUGAUAUUUGGAAUGUAGCUUUGCCCAGAGGUCUUCUAACAAAAUAGUUCAAAUUAUAAACCUGGGGUGAAAAGAGGCUCUGUCCCUUAGGGGUCUUUAAUUUUACAUAAACUAUAGGAAAAAAACUUGAAAAAUCUUCUUGCCUGAAACUACAAGACCUAUGCUUUUGAUGUUUUGUAUGUUGCAUUGCCUUGUGGUCCUCUAUCAAAAUUGUUCAAAUUAUGCCCCUGGGGUGAAAAGAGGCCCUGCCCUGGAGGUCCCAAAUUUAACAUAGACUUAUAAAGGGGAAAAAAUCUUCUUGUCGGAAAGUUCAAGGCUUAGGCCUUUGAUAAUUGGUAUGUAGCAUUGCCUAGUGGAUGUCUAAGAAACUUGUUCAAAUUAUACCCAUGGGGUGAAAAGAGGCCCUGCCCUGGAGGUCACUUGUUAUAUGAGUUAUAUAGGAAUCAGUACUUCAAAAAUUAUCAGAUCAUAUUUCCUAGACUGUUUAAUUAUAAUUACCUGAUGACCUUGAGUGAUUAGGGGUCACCUGACUAUGACCUUGACCUACCAACCUACUUUCUUGUUUUUUAAGAUACAGCCUUGAAAUUUGGAAGACAUGUACAGUUUUGCACAACGAUCUUAAAACUGACUUUCAGUGAGCAGGAAUAUGACCUACUGACCUACUUUCUAAUAUUUUAGCAUCAGUUUGCCAUUUUAAAUGUGUAAUUCAUAUUACUCAGGUGAGCGAUUCAGGGUCAUCAUGACCCUCUUGUUUCAACUCCAACCAACAGAACUGGAAAAGGUCAGAUACUUGUCACCACAUUUAUAUUAAACUAUGCACCCAUCAACAUUACAACUGGAAUUACUAUAAACUUGUGUUGAAAACUAUGAGUGUGAUUCAGUAAGAAAUGCUAUUGUUUAAAUAUCUGUUAAAGUACAUAGAAUAAAUCUAAAUCAAAUUUAUCACUUCAAAGGGUGACUCUAAGGAAAGACAAGAAGCACAUAUGAACAAACUCCAUGUAUCAGUAUUUCCCCAGGACUUCCAGUCUGCAGCCGAGCUAUUCUAGGGAAAAUUAGAACUGACUGAAAUUACAUUAUAAAUAUUUGAUAACAGCAAUUGGUAAUGCUUAUUUGUUUCCAAAUUUAUUUUGUCUGAUAGCUUUAUGUAAGCUUAAAAGAUGUCAGGUAUUGCAUUAUCCAAAACCAUACAUUUACUUGUUUGCUGCUUAGUAAUGCAGUCUUAUUUAAUAAUGUAAAAAAAAAAUUCUACAAAACUCUUCUGUUGCUAGAUGCAAAUUAUCACAGAAAUGUUGCUAUGUGAAACAAAUGCUUCCAAUAAAGUUAUGAAAAAACA
Messenger RNA from Mercenaria mercenaria, 7319 nucleotides. RefSeq lists its product as uncharacterized. The record is from RefSeq and is a predicted model, not a curated record. NCBI's taxonomy places the organism in Eukaryota, Metazoa, Mollusca, Bivalvia, Venerida, Veneridae. Bases 139 to 3195 code for a protein of 1018 amino acids. The transcript has 8 exons.